GGAAGUCGGUUGUUGUUUGUCUUCCGGUCUUCCUAAACAGCAUGGCGAACUACGAACAUGCUGAAGACGACCCAAAACAUGUGAAAAUGUCUGGCGAAACCCCCGCUGCCCGCGCUGAGGAGCAGCCGGCCGGAGAGUCCUCUGUGCCGGGCAGAGACGCGGGCGCGGUCCCGUGCUCCGUCCCGUCGUUCGCCGCCGCUUCCGAGUUGCUGUCAGCGCCGUACUCGUGUCUGGUCAUGAACACGCACCGGAGACACAUCGCCCUGCCGCCCCUGUACCUGAACAAGAAGAAGACAGGUAUACAAGAGGAACUGGAGGCCGAUCUGCUCAAGUUCUCCGAGAGUCUGAAGGGAGUUCCUUUAGCUUACGACAACAUCAGGAUAGUGGGGCAGCGUGGACACAUUUACGAUGACAGCGGUUACAUCCACAUGGACAUAGAGGCCAACUUUAUUGUAUUUCAGCCCAAAAAAGGACAGAAACUGCUGGGUAAGGUGAAUAAAUUAGGUGUAAGCCACGUGGGCUGCCUGGUGCAUGGCUGCUUCAACGCCAGCAUUCCCAAACCCAACCUUGUCUCCAUGGAGACCUGGAGGGACGCAGGGCCGAGGAUCGGAGCUGAGCUGGAGUUUGAGGUGACUGCGCUCGAUGCCGACACUGCAGGGGUCCUGCUGAUCAGAGGAAGGCUGGACAGAACCAGGGUCCAGGAGCUGCUGGCUAUGGGUGAGAGCUCAGAGUCGAGCAUCCCUGCAGACGAGCAAGAGCCGCCAGACAUGGAACCGACCCCAGAACCCACCGAGGAGUCUCCUGAUGACACCCCCAAGAAAAAGAAGAAAAAGAAGAAGGACAAAGUCAAAGAGGAAGAGGGAGAAGAGGCGGUAACAGUAGCGUCCUACUCCCAGCCGGAAAGCAACACCACUCUAGAGCUGAACGGAACAACAGACGACGCGAACGGCAAUGAAGCCGGCGAGAAAAAGAAGAAGAAAAAGAAGAAGGAGAAGCGACUGAAAGAAGAAGCUGAAGAGGUGGAGCUCUCUCCCAUGGAGAUCCACGGCAGCGACUCCAGCGGUUACCAUAGCGACAAACCAAACAAGAAAAGGAAACACGAAACUGGUAGUGACAUCACAUCAGGGUUUAGCGAAGAAUCUGAACCACCAAAGUCCAAGAAGAAGAGGAAAAGUGACAUUGAGCAGUUUGCCUGAGAAAAGUAUUAUGUCUGGAAAGCAAGUUGUGUAUAAUAACUGAGGCCAUUUUUAUGACAACCGUGGUUCUGGAGGAAUAUACUGACGUGCCUUAGUGAUUAAACACAGUUUUAGCAAGCAAGAUUUCUGUCCCGUAGUGGGUUCUUCCGUUAAAAUCAUUUAAACAGAGAGUCAAACAUGCAGAUGAGAAGAAAGAAGAAAACUUCACACAUCAGGAUUCAUUGGAUUGCAGUUUCCUUACUUUACCUGAUGGGGGAGCAAAACUGCUUCACUGAAACACACUUGGGACAUAAGACAAGAGUGAAACCUUGUCCACAUUUUCUCCUGUUUGUUAGUGAGGGUCAAAGGCUAGACAAAUGAGAAGGCCAAACUCCAUUUAAGAAACAUAUUCUGUUGCCACCAUCCUCUCCUUGAUAGGAUUUUCUCGAUGAUGGCUGCAAGGAAGGAAGAAUGUUUUUACAGCAAAUGUUCAGUAUUCUACAAAUGCAUCCUGCACAGUGACAGACAGUGCAGUCAGGAAUUAUUUGUCCUGCAUGGAUAGUUUUCACAGGAAGGUGUGUUGUCUUUAUUUGACUGAGAACCAACAGAAAUGGAAAUUAAAUAUAUAUUUUGACAUGUUUA
This is a messenger RNA of Thunnus maccoyii (southern bluefin tuna), 1817 nucleotides long. It is a transcript of the gene polr1f, whose product is annotated as RNA polymerase I subunit F. Gene Ontology annotation, cellular component: RNA polymerase I complex. The record is from RefSeq and is a predicted model, not a curated record. Gene Ontology annotation, biological process: DNA-templated transcription; DNA-templated transcription initiation. The transcript is spliced from 4 exons. Bases 42 to 1196 code for a protein of 384 amino acids. Lineage: Eukaryota; Metazoa; Chordata; Actinopteri; Scombriformes; Scombridae.